This is a messenger RNA of Cariama cristata (Red-legged seriema), 1708 nucleotides long. RefSeq names its product UBA domain containing 1 (gene UBAC1). The transcript is spliced from 9 exons. The annotation marks the transcript as partial. The record is from RefSeq and is a predicted model, not a curated record. Gene Ontology annotation, molecular function: protein binding. Lineage: Eukaryota; Metazoa; Chordata; Aves; Cariamiformes; Cariamidae.
UGUGUACCUGGGAGCUUGGAGGAUCCAAAAACUGUGACACAUCAUAAGUUGAUACAUGCUACUUCUGAGAAGGUGCUGACAGACACAAAAACAGUGUUGGAGGAAAACAUUCAAGAUAGAGAUGUGUUGCUUUUGAUAAAGAAGCGUGCGCCACCUCCACUCCCCAAAAUGGCAGAUGUGUCAGCAGAGGAGAAAAGGAAACAAGAGCAGAAAGCUCCUGAUAAGGAUGCUAUUCUCAAAGCAACUGCAAAUCUGCCCUCUCGCAAUGUAGAUCGUGCUGUGGCCCAUCACAACAUGAGAGAUUUCCAGACAGAACUCCGGAAGAUCUUAGUGUCUCUCAUAGAAGUUGCACAGAAAUUGCUAGCACUGAACCCAGAUGCAGUUGAACUAUUUAAGAAGGCAAAUGCCAUGCUGGAUGAGGAUGAGGAAGACAGAGUGGAUGAGAUAGCUCUGCGACAGCUUACAGAAAUGGGGUUUCCAGAAAGCAGAGCUGUCAAAGCCCUUCGAUUAAAUCAUAUGUCAGUGACACAGGCCAUGGAGUGGUUGAUAGAACACGCAGAUGACCCUACAGUGGAUGCUCCGCUUCCAGGUCAGGCUCCAUCAGAAGCCACAGCUGAAGCUGGUGCAUCCUCUGCUGAAGCGACUGCAGGUCCUAGUUCAGAAGCGGGUGGGGAAGAGGCCAAGGAUGAGCUGACAGAAAUAUUCAAGAAGAUCCGGAGGAAAAGAGAGUUUCGUCCAGACCCACGAGCUGUCAUUGCCCUGAUGGAGAUGGGAUUUGAUGAAAAAGAAGUUGUGGAUGCACUCAGAGUAAACAACAACCAGCAAAAUGCAGCCUGUGAAUGGCUGCUGGGAGACAGAAAGCCUUCUCCAGAGGACUUAGAUAAGGGCAUUGACACCAAUAGCCCUCUCUUCCAAGCCAUCUUAGAAAACCCAGUGGUACAGUUAGGGCUAACCAACCCUAAAACUCUACUAGCCUUUGAGGAUAUGCUUGAAAACCCCUUGAACAGCACUCAGUGGAUGAAUGAUCCAGAAACUGGGCCUGUCAUGCUACAGAUCUCUCGAAUCUUCCAGACGCUGAAUCGCACGUAGAGGGGAAUGCCAGUCCACUGUGCCACUUCCUACUGUCCCUGGCUUCACCUUUGCCUCAGCGGGAGGAUGAAUGGGUUGUUUGGGGAGGGGGACGGAUGGAAGGGGAGGGGAGGAGACCCUCUCUGAAUGGGUGUCUCACACAAGAGCUUAUGUAGUUAUGGCCAACUGAAGUUAACUGCCUUGUGGAUUUAGUGUUAGUGGAAGAGGUUUGAAGACUUGUUUAUGUUUUCAGGUAUUAGGUAUAUCAAAGUAUAUCAAAAAAUAGGAAAAGGUUUUGUGAAAACAAUUAAGAAUCUGAUUGUUGGAAAGAAAUAUGAUAUUACUUCUUAAAAGGGCCUGUGACGGUAGUUUUCUAGCCAGUUUUGCUAGCAGCUGGCUAGUGUUUACAAAAGGUCACUGACCACUAGCAUAGGUUAUUAAUCAUCUCCAUACAGUAUUAAUUUAUGGCUAUAUCAAAUUAUAAAACCUUUUUUUAAAUUGAUUCGUAGGAAAUGUUUUUUAAAAGUCAAAAUAUUGGGAGAGCAAGCACAUUUCUAUCCAAACUUGUUUAUCUUGCAUUAUAAUUUAAACAGGAUAAUUCAGAGAUGGAAUUCUUUUAUUAAAUAGCAUUACUUUUUCC